This is a messenger RNA of Aspergillus ruber CBS 135680, 363 nucleotides long. RefSeq lists its product as uncharacterized. Gene Ontology annotation, molecular function: metal ion binding; oxidoreductase activity. The transcript has a single exon. Lineage: Eukaryota; Fungi; Ascomycota; Eurotiomycetes; Eurotiales; Aspergillaceae. The record is from RefSeq and is a predicted model, not a curated record. The coding region runs from base 1 to 363 and encodes 120 amino acids.
AUGCCGGAAGUCGUUCGACCCGCCUUCGCCACCCACCCGAGGUCCAUCCUCUCAUACGGGAUUCCCUUCACCACGGCUGCCGCUCUCCAUGUGCGCGAGACUUUUACAGCAUCCAAAGUCUACAUGAUUGUGUCCAGGUCACUGGCGCAAAACACAGGCUCCUUGGGAAAGCUGCGGGAUGCCCUGGGACCAGAGACGGUUGUCGGAGUUCGUGUCGGUAUGCGCAACCACACUCUGUUUUCAGAGAUUCUGGAAGUCGUGACAGAGACACGCGAGAAAAAGGCGGAUUUGCUACUGACGCUGGGUGGAGGGAGCUUAAGUGAUGCAGCAAAGGUGGUGACUCUUGCAAGCUGGUAUACAUAA